This is a messenger RNA of Prorocentrum cordatum, 1108 nucleotides long. The record is from the annotation of a GenBank genome assembly. NCBI's taxonomy places the organism in Eukaryota, Dinophyceae, Prorocentrales, Prorocentraceae.
GCGCUCAGAGGGACCAUACAUUGCAAUCGUUUCGGAAGGGUGGAGGCUCCGGCACGCUGCGUCGUCGGAUAUUCACAACGAGUUCUCGGGUGCCACCCACGCUCUACAGGCCGCCUGUAUUCCAAUAUUCCAAUGUAUUCUCAGAAGAGUGAACCUCGAGAGGGCAUUUAAUGCUAGUUGAUGCGCGUGCCAUUCUGUUGUAAGUGUCAGGGGCUACAUGCCUAUGUUUUUCCGGGGAUUCGCACAGUCGGCGUCUUCGUGCUGUAGUGGCAUGGCGAUUCCGUAGCCAUGAUGGCUUUGGCUGCGUCUCUGGAUGUGCUGCUUCCCCCUGCAGGGCGGUUCGCACGUCGUGGGGUUUCGUUCUCGCUGCGCCGCUCGUCGCCAUGGCGCGACCAUGUGAGCGCUCGGCAAUGGGGCACAUUGAUGAGGUGAUCAACGCGCUGCCUUGGUCGUGCGAGAACAAGCUCAGGCUGCGCGCUGACGUGGAACGCAUCUUGGAAGUGGCGCCCGCGUUGGCCUCUGGGGCGAAGAUGAUCGGAGGCACCGGGGGAACGGAGGCAGAGUUUUACCUGAGCGGAGUCUUGCGCAUCCAUUACCAAGGCGGCGUCUACCAUGUACCUGUCGGCGUGUCGUUCGGCUCGUUGUACCCAGGAGUUCCGCCGCGCUGUUUCGUGGCGCCAUCGGGGGCUAUGGGCUUGGUGCAGUUGCAUCCGGGCGUCGAUGCGGACGGCAGGAUCUCGGUGCCGCACCUGACGGGGUGGAGCGAGAAUUCGCGAAUCACGGAUUUGAUUGCCGGCAUGGCGACAGUUUUCUCGGAUAAUCUUCCAGUGUAUAUGAGGCGUCCGCAUGGUCCGGCUCUCGGCGACGCGCGCAAGCGGGUAUGGCGACCCCUGCGCUUCCCUCGGACAAGUCGCCUUCGCCCCAACGCUCUCUUUUGCGGCAGCCGCUGGGUGAGGGAAUCAGUCCUUGCUUCCCGCGGCCUGGCAUUGGCCAGGCAACGCCGCUGCCUUGCACACCGCCACCCAGAGCCAAUGUGAACCCGGGUUUGUCACUCUACAGGAUGCAUGUUCAAACAUAAUUUUUGUUUUACUAUGUUUCACUAUUCGCC